Messenger RNA from Cyanistes caeruleus (blue tit), 3037 nucleotides. The record is from RefSeq and is a predicted model, not a curated record. Lineage: Eukaryota; Metazoa; Chordata; Aves; Passeriformes; Paridae.
CAAACCAGUCUGGGGUUCUCUGAAAUCCAUAAAUUCAGAUGUCUCCUCCUAAAAUCACCUGGAAGAGGGAGUAUUGUAUUAGGUCUCUGAUGAGCUGAUUGCUCCUGUGGAUCUCCUUUAAAUCAUGAUUUCCAGAGGUUUUGCUGACAGCCACAUCUGUGGGGUUAAAAAGCCGUAAAUGGAGCUCUGGCAACUCUAUCUGUUUUGAUUUCUUCCUUCUGGUGAGUGUUAUUGGGAUGUAAUUUAAUUGAGGGAUUUAAUUUUAGAAUUUGAGUGACUCAUUUGUGGGCAGAGACUAUUCUCUGUGGAGCUGGGUGGUGAGUGGUGGGACCAGAGGAGAGGUUUCGUCUUGUUCCUGCAUUUCUCUCUCAUGAAAACUUACCAGAGCAAGAAGUUUGUGGUAAAAACUGCGGAGGAUUUUUUUUGAGCUCUAAUUGUUAAUUGACCUUGUUCUUUCUAGGGGUUUGUUAUCCUGAAACCCAAGGGUUCCCUUCCUCCUGUAGGCAGCAUGCUGCAUCGCACCAUUCACCUUUUCCGGAAGGAGCUGCGGCUCCACGACAACCCAGUGCUGCUGGCUGCCCUGGAGUCCUCAGAGGCCCUGUACCCCGUGUACAUCCUGGACAGAGCAUUCCUGACCUCCUCCAUGCACAUUGGGGCCCUGCGCUGGCACUUCCUGCUCCAGUCCCUUGAGGAUCUCCACAAAAACUUGGGCCAGCUGGGCUCCUGCUUGCUGGUUAUUCAAGGGGAGUAUGAGACUGUUCUUAGGGAUCACAUCCAGAGGUGGAAUAUCACACAGGUGACGCUGGAUGCAGAGAUGGAGCCGUUUUACAAGGAGAUGGAGGCCAACAUCCGGCGCCUGGGGGCAGAGUUGGGCUUCGAGGUGCUUUCCCUGGUGGGCCACAGCCUGUACAAUACCCAGCGGAUUUUGGACAUAAAUGGUGGGAGUCCCCCAUUAACUUACAAGAGGUUCCUUCACAUUCUGUCUCUGCUUGGUGACCCUGAGAUGCCUGUCCGAAACCUCACAGCUGAAGACUUCCAGAGAUGUAGGGCCCCUGACCCAAGCCUGGCUGAGUGUUACAGAGUGCCUCUCCCUGUGGAUUUGAAGAUUUCCCCAGAGAGUCUUUCCCCUUGGAGAGGAGGGGAGACUGAAGGGCUGCAGCGCCUGGAGCAACACUUGAGUGACCAGGGCUGGGUGACAAGUUUUGCUAAACCAAGGACAAUCCCAAACUCGCUGCUUCCAAGCACCACAGGCCUGAGCCCAUAUUUCAGUAUGGGCUGUCUGUCAGUUCGGACAUUUUUUUAUAGGCUGUCAAACAUUUAUGCUCAGGCAAAGCACCACUCUCUGCCCCCAGUGUCACUCCAAGGGCAGCUGUUGUGGAGGGAAUUUUUCUAUACAGUAGCAUCAGCAACCCCCAACUUCACCCAGAUGUCUGGAAACCCCAUCUGCCUCCAGAUCUGCUGGUACAAGGAUGCAGAGAGGCUCCACAAAUGGAAAACGGCACAGACAGGGUUCCCAUGGAUCGAUGCCAUCAUGACCCAGCUGCGCCAGGAGGGCUGGAUCCAUCACCUGGCUCGGCACGCUGUCGCCUGCUUCCUGACACGGGGGGACCUCUGGAUCAGCUGGGAAGAGGGAAUGAAGGUGUUUGAAGAGCUGCUUUUAGAUGCUGACUACAGCAUCAAUGCUGGGAACUGGAUGUGGCUGUCAGCCAGCGCCUUCUUCCACCAGUACACGCGGAUCUUCUGCCCUGUCCGCUUUGGGAAGCGCACAGACCCCCAGGGUGACUACAUCAGGAAAUACUUGCCUAUACUGAAGAACUUUCCCUCCAAGUACAUUUACGAGCCCUGGACCGCAUCUGAAGAAGAGCAGAAGCAAGCAGGAUGUAUCAUAGGUCAGGAUUACCCCUUCCCCAUGGUGAACCACAAGGAAGCCAGUGACCACAACCUGCAGUUGAUGAAACAGGUCAGAGAGGAGCAGCACAGAACAGCCCAGCUCACGAGAGAUGAUGCAGAUGACCCCAUGGAAAUAAAGGUAAAACGUGACCGUUCUGAAGAAAACAUUUCAAAAGGAAAAGUGGCCAGAACGACAGAAUAAACCAAAAUUCCCUCGGGGUCACCUGCUGGGUACCAAAAAAAAGUCAAGAGGGGAGAGCCAGGGGUCAGCUGAGCUGGCCAAAGCACUGUCCUCCAUACUUGGCCCUGCUAAUGGUGCCUCUUGUUUGUGACCUGACCUUAGGAGACCUGUUGGACCUUGAGUGGUUUUACUGCAGUUUUGGAUAGAAUUGUUUAUUUCUGAGUUGCUUCUGGACCAUUUGUUGCAGCUGUUGGCUGAAUGCAAGGUGUGUUUCAUGCACCUGUAUAAAUAGAUUUUGUGGCAAAUACUCAAUGUCAUAAGACUGUGUGCACAUUAAUGUGGUUGCACAUUAAUGUUAGGACCCUUGAUUUGCUUGCCUUAUAGAGAUGGACACUUAGGGAUGUUCAGAUUAUUUAAGUUCCCAGUUUGUGAUUGUAGUCCCCAGUUUGGGGAGACAGAGCAGAGUGCAGCCCCUUGUACCUUGUGUAGUUUUAAAGUCAUAAGUAGGAAUUAUUAUGCAUUUUAAGGACAACAUUGAAAAUAUCUCACUAAAUUAGGCCUAAUGCACAACUUUAUCACCAUAAUUGUCUUCCUUGGCUGACUAGAACUGCAGGCUAGAGAUCAAUUCUAUCAUGUACCACAUGGAAAAAAUUUCCCCUCCCACGGAAAUGUAUUGUUGUGAAGUUUGACAAGGCUGGAUUAGUCAAUUAUGGUUGUUGGUGGGGAGUGCACUGGGGUUUUCAUGGCUGCAGGUAGCAUUUUGGGUUUGGAAAGAAAUAAAACUUAUUUCUUACAUGAACAGUACAAGGGCUCUGGAUCAAUCUGUUAUCAUAAUUGAUAUCCAUCGGUCUUCUCGGGAAACCUGGUGGCACAACAGCUCCAGCAGCCUUCCAAACUCCUUGGAAGCAUCCUGGGAUCUGGUGCAGGAGCAGCACGGGAACCGUGAGCACCAGCAGGAUCUUUCAG